Molecule: messenger RNA, 498 nt
Organism: Westerdykella ornata
Lineage: Eukaryota; Fungi; Ascomycota; Dothideomycetes; Pleosporales; Sporormiaceae
Exons: 2
Coding region: 1-498 (165 amino acids)
Source: RefSeq, a predicted model, not a curated record
AUGCAGUGUCGAGGGAAUUGCGGCGUGGUGACGGCUUCGAGAGCGGAGGGGGAGGGCAGCUACGAGGCGGGAGGUGGUUUCGACGAGAAGGUCUUGCAAGCUCGCGGCGGCUUGGACAAGGCGGAGUUAGGAGCGCUCGAAGAGGUAGGGCGUGGAGGGAGCCAGUGCAGUGAGACGUCGGAGCUGCAUGUACAUGACAGAGCAAAGGGAGGAAGGUCGCAGCGGCUUGGAGCUAGGAGGGCGAAUGACACCGUCGGCGGAGAGGGGCAGAGGCCGACAGGCAGAGGUGGUGACGGAGCAGAUACAUACAGAGGGAGGAAAACUUCCUUCUUCACGGAGCCAGCUGUGGGGCAGCAAGCAGAAGCUGCAAAGAGACUGCUGAUGGGCGUGGUUGGGUGGAGUGGGAACCGAACAAUUCGGCGUCUGAACCGAGUCUGCACAGUGGCCGGCCAACGGGUUGAAGGGGCACAGGAAUGCUCUCGUGAGGGAGGGAUCUGA